Messenger RNA from Paramecium tetraurelia, 977 nucleotides. RefSeq lists its product as uncharacterized. Lineage: Eukaryota; Ciliophora; Oligohymenophorea; Peniculida; Parameciidae. Gene Ontology annotation, molecular function: DNA binding; DNA-directed RNA polymerase activity; protein dimerization activity. The transcript is spliced from 5 exons. The record is from RefSeq and is a predicted model, not a curated record. Gene Ontology annotation, biological process: DNA-templated transcription. Gene Ontology annotation, cellular component: RNA polymerase II, core complex.
AUGUACAAGUACAACUUCGAACAAAACUCUCAACAUCGUAUAGAAAUCUUGGAGUUGAGUGAUGAGAAGUGCAAAUUCAGCUUUGAAGGCGAUUUGUCCAUUGCAAAUGCCAUCCGAAGAGUUAUGAUUGCAGAAGUCCCUGUCAUGGCAAUUCAUUUUGUUGAUAUUAUUGAAAACACAAGUCCCCUGUCAGAUGAAUUCCUUGCCUAAAGACUUGGUUUGAUACCUCUCGUUUCAUAUGCUGCUGACAGCAAAAUGUAUGAUUGGGAAGCUGAUGCAGAUUCCAUAGAUGAUCAAAAAACAAAAGUGGUCUUUACCUUAAGAUAAAAAAAUCUGAAUGAUGCUCCUUUGGAAAUCACUAGUCAACACCUUGAACCUGAAUUUGGAUAAGUGGGUGAAAUGGCAAUUAGACCUGUCAGAAUGUUUUCGCCAAUCAAUGGCAAGGAAGUGGGCAUCCCUAUUACAAGACUAGGAAAGAAUCAAUCUGUUCAUGUACGCUGUCAUGCACUCAAAGGUUUUGGCAAAAUGCAUGCUAAAUGGACUCCCAUCAACAUUGCAACAUUCAGACAUGAAGCGGAACUCAAUUUUGAUCAUUCCUAAACACAAUCCUUGUCCUUAUUUGAAAAACAGUCAAUCAGAGAUUCUUGUCCCAUGAAUGUCUUUGCUAUGGAUGCUAAUUAAGACCUUAUUGUCAAUGCCAUUGAAAAGUGUGUGUUCUGCGAAGAAUGUAUCCGAUGUGCUGAAUCCAUGAAGAAACCCAGAUUGAUUAAAAUGCAACAUAAAAAAAAUAAAUACAUUUUCACUGUUGAGAGUGCUGGCUAAUUAAAAGCUGCUGAUAUCGUUUAAAAAGCAUUGAUUGUUUUGAGGAAGAAAGUUGAUGAAAUAUCUUAAGAUCUGAGUUUUGCCUAAUAAUAAUAACAGAUUUGAAAAUUAAUUUUAUUAUUGUCUAGUAUAUAUAUUACAUAAAAUUUAAAUUA